Sinocyclocheilus anshuiensis is the source of this 1503-nucleotide messenger RNA. Its product is annotated as ras-related protein Rab-33B-like. Gene Ontology annotation, molecular function: GTPase activity; GTP binding. Bases 291 to 1001 code for a protein of 236 amino acids. NCBI's taxonomy places the organism in Eukaryota, Metazoa, Chordata, Actinopteri, Cypriniformes, Cyprinidae. Gene Ontology annotation, biological process: Rab protein signal transduction. The transcript has 3 exons. The record is from RefSeq and is a predicted model, not a curated record.
UGUGUGUGUUUCGUGUACUCCGUUUGCAGUAGUAAAUUUCCGUUUUGUUACGCUCUUUUGUGUGGAAGCUAUGUGUGGAAGUACCAACCGUAAUGCUCUCAGUAUUAUGUGACUUAUCGCGAGAUUACAGUUAUGUCAACGUCGUACGUGGCUACAGAAGACCCAAACAGUGUAAGAAGACUCCGCCAGGAAUGCAUCAGCAAAAUGCGGAGUCUACCGGUCAACACGUCAAAUACAGUCCCCGACGUUUGAAACUCUGAGUUUUGCACAUAAAGCUUGAGGAAGGCAGCAUGGCAGAUAUCGAGAACUCCUUUGAAUUUAGCUCAUCUUUGACCUGCACUUCGCUGCCUCCCCCACGGACCAGAAUCUUUAAAAUCAUCGUGAUCGGAGACUCUGGAGUUGGCAAGACUUGCCUCACCUAUAGAUUCUGUGCGGGCAAGUUUCCAGACAAGACUGAGGCCACUAUCGGGGUGGAUUUUCGGGAGAAGGUUAUUGAAAUAGACGGAGAGAAAAUCAAGGUCCAAUUGUGGGACACUGCAGGCCAGGAGCGCUUCCGAAAGAGUAUGGUGCAGCACUACUACCGCAACGUCCAUGCUGUGGUGUUUGUCUACGAUGUCACCAAUGCCGCUAGUUUCCGAAGCCUUCCGGCAUGGAUCGAGGAGUGCCGUCAGCAUGCCCUGGGUCAAGAGGUGCCCAGAAUCUUGGUUGGCAACAAAUGCGACCUGCGCCACGCUGCUCAAGUAAGCACAGACGUAGCGCAGCAGUUCGCCGAUGCACACUCAAUGCCUCUGUUCGAGACCUCUGCCAAGAACCCCUAUGGAAACGACAACGGUGGUCGGAAUAAUAGUGACCACGUGGAAGCCAUUUUUAUGACGGUAGCGCACAAGCUGAAAUCUCAGAAGCCGCUGGUGUUAAGUCAACUACCGUGCAGAUCAGGAGAUACUGUCACUCUCAGGAGGCAGGACGAGGAGGACAGGGGAACAUGGGGCUGCGGUUGUUGAAUGAGCUAAUGAAGGAGUCACCACUUUACAGGAUGGAGGUGACAAAGGUAAAGCACCUUUUAAAGAAGCAGAUUCAGAGGUGCUUUUGUGUCAUCUGUGAAGGUCCAGGUCAAGGGUUGAGGACACAGGAGCAUCUAUUCUCAAGAUUUCUUUUUGUAUCUGAUGUGCAGAAUCUGGCCAUUAUUUUAAAGGGAAAAAACAUUCGUCCAUCACUCAAACCAGAGGCUUUGAGAAGUUGCAUGUAGGCCCAUCUGCCUUACAUAUACAGUACAAGCUUCAUCCGUUGUGUCAGUCUGUCUAGUUCAUAUCAUAUGCCACUGCCAAACACUCACUACAUUUGCCUACUAGUUUUAGCCAGUUAUGCAGGUCUGUAGGUGAAUUGAACGAUGAAAUCAUCGUACACAACGUUGCUUUUUUCAUCAUAUUUUAGAAACAAAAAUUUGCCACAAUUAGAUAAACUGUUCUGUUAAAUCACUUCAGCCUCCCAGGUGAAUCUGGUUUA